UGUCAAAUAUAUGAACAACCUGUGCCAUCGAAAUAUGUGGAUGGGACCUUAAUCUCAGCAUCCUGGAAGUGGAAAGCACACAAGAUCUGUGUCUCACACCACAGACAGGGGCAGUGUGUAACAGAGGAAACACAGAGGGAGGAAGCCCUGGGGAGGAGGCGGUGCAGCAGUGCACCCCUCCGGCUGUGGAUGUGCUGGGUGGCAACUCCCUGGCUGUGCAGAAUGUGGCCGGGUCAUCCCAGCAUGCCCUGCAGCCGGUCGCAGCUGCCCUCCUCCCGCCACUGGUUGACACGGCAUCGUCACAGCCGGAAAGAGACGUCGCCGCCGCCGUCAGCCAAGAGAGAAGCUCCGCAGAGACUCAGCCCAACAGCAACUCUAAGGAGAGUUUGGAAGAAGGGUCCUCGUUGGACGGUGGUGCUGACGGUGUCACGGGACGCACUUCCUCAUCAGCCCUUAAGGGCCCGAGUCUCGCUACGGCGUCGAGAGGGAGACCACCUCACUCUGACGUAUUCACAGACACACAGACAGACGGCACAGAGCAAGGUGUUCCUCACGGAGCACAAGCUGAUCGAAGCCAAGGCCCGGCAGUGCAGGAGGAAGGUGCUGCUGGUGGACUGGGGGCUGUCAACAGAACAGAAGAGGGACAGACUGUCCCUGGAAGAGAGACUUUGGAGUAUAUACCAGAGACUGGAAUUGAAGGCGAUUACACAGACAGGAAUAUCUUCUCUACUGCCUCCCCAGUGGCCUCCCCUUUUCCCCUCAACUCCAGUCCUGAUCCAGUCAGAGACCACACAGAAGACAGAGGCAUGGAGCACUCCGAAACGGCCCAGCUUGUUCAGGCCAGCCACCUACCUCUGCCUGAUGUCAAGGAGCAAACAGGCAUUCACCCAAACUCUAAACAGCCUCUCCUCCCAGAGCCCAUAUCUGGCAACAGCGAGAGCAAAGAAACUGACCUUUUCGUGGAGCCUCAAAUCAUCAGGCAGAACUUCAGUGACGACAACAGGGAAACGCAGGAAUCAACGGAGGUGGAGGGAGACAAAGUACCAGAGCCCACAAAGCCUGAUGACAGUGAAAGACAAGAACCAGUCACUCUCUGGAGUUCACACACACACAUGCUACGCCAACCUGCACCGACUAAUGUAUUCUGCACCCCGAGCCCAGAGGGAACAGACCCUGGACUUUACACCCCAACUGGCAAUGGAAACUCUACCCUUAACUUCAGAGUUGAAAAAGAGGAGAGUGACGACAUUCAGAGAAGUCCGUCAGUCCCAGAGGGACAGGCGGAGAGGAACGAGACCAUGGAGGAGACAGACACCCACUUGUAUCACUUUACCAUGCAGUCUCAAAGCCCUGCUCAACAGGAAAGGACUACAAUUUCUCCCAUCCAUCGCUCCCGUACUGAGCUAGGCUCAGGACUCACCGAACACUCUGUUGGGGCUGAAACACCUAAUCCUGCCCCAGAGCCCAGUAUGGAAACAUCCCUGAUCUCUGAUCUUGUGGAUUCAACUGACGCUCAAGGAUUUUUUAUGGCUGAGGUAGAAACCAGUGUCAACAGGGACUCUGAGGUGAAUCAGAGUUUUCUGUUAGAAGGGGAAUGUAGCGGUGGUUAUGGGGCUGCUGCUGAUGAUGAACCAAAGCUCUUUAGAGAAGAGACUCAUUCUGACAUUGAAAUGAUAGACGCUCAAGUGACGGAGGCGUAUGAGAUUUAUGGCUUUGUGGAAGAGGUUGCUACUGAAACCAUCUGUGCCAGUAGUGCACAAUUGCCUUCCUCCCCAGGCUACGAGGUGAAUUUGUUCAGUCCACUCGCACACGCUGAGAAUUGUACAACCGCAGAAGAACACGAUUCGCAACUUCAAGGAAUGGAGAUUUGUUCCAGCGACUUCUACCCCAGUCAGUCCACACAGGAUACGACGGCUGAUGUCGGAGGGCUGAGUUUGGAGCCAGGAAUCCAAUCAACUGAAGCUGACACUACAGAGGCCGAAAGCUCCAGUGAGGUUUAUUACGUCCAAACUGCUCUUGUAUCAGACACUCCCAUCUUGACUGAAGCUACGACACAUUGUUUAGUCUCCAGCUCGGCUGUCUCUGACCGUACGAGCAUGAGUGACACCCAGAUGGUGCUGGGGGAUCAAGUGGAUGCAGCAGCCAGUACACUGUCUCAAGUCCCCCCUAUGGAAAUAGUCACACAGGGUCCAGUCAAAAACACUGGCUAUGCCCUCUCUCCCCAGACCACUUUGCACCAUACAGAGGUGCAAAAGCAGGCCCCUAAAGAAGCUGCAGGCAUCCCUCUUUUAAACGCCCCAAAGACUGAGCUCUGUGUUUCCUCUCACGAAGGGAUCAGAAAAAACCUCUCAACGCGUCUGUCAGA
Molecule: messenger RNA, 2365 nt
Organism: Osmerus eperlanus (European smelt)
Lineage: Eukaryota; Metazoa; Chordata; Actinopteri; Osmeriformes; Osmeridae
Exons: 3
Coding region: 190-1407 (405 amino acids)
Source: RefSeq, a predicted model, not a curated record